Molecule: messenger RNA, 4918 nt
Organism: Nothobranchius furzeri (turquoise killifish)
Lineage: Eukaryota; Metazoa; Chordata; Actinopteri; Cyprinodontiformes; Nothobranchiidae
Gene: ptk7b
Product: protein tyrosine kinase 7b
Biological process (GO): synapse organization; homophilic cell-cell adhesion; protein phosphorylation
Cellular component (GO): axon; plasma membrane; neuronal cell body
Molecular function (GO): axon guidance receptor activity; ATP binding; protein kinase activity
Source: RefSeq, a predicted model, not a curated record
UUGUGGCUGCCUGAUGGUGGGGACAGAAACGAUCACGGAGGCAGCGAGUGGGAGGAAGCCAACCGAGUUGGAAACACCGCGGAGCCGCAAACUCGCUCCCGCAGAAGGCUGAGCUGGUCCGGCGGUCGGGGCGGAGGCAGACGGUGGCGACGCGGACCGGGUUGUAAUGACUCACGGCGGUAUCAGUUCUCAGCAGCCGUCCCUCCGCGAGCCAGCUGGAAGUUUAAACUUCGCUUCAAACUUUCGGCGGGGCUGCAGCUCGCUCUGAACGCCCGCUCGUUAACGUCGGUUCCACAUGUCCCUGCGUUCUCGGUCAGCCAGGUGAGCAAGGCCGUUGGGCUUCCCGGGAGAGCUGCGCAGGAAACUCGGUUGGUUCCCGGAGCGUUACACCUCCAGCUUUCCGGUGUUUGACUUUCUGCGCGGCCGUUGGGACGCCGCGCGAGACGGGAGCGGAACAGCGCCGCUCGGCUCGGCUCGGUUAUGGACCUACCGGGAAGGAGCGAGACCCGGCGGAGGGUAAGAAAAUCCCCCACGGACGUGAUGGUCGCUCUUGGCUUGUUCUCCCUUCAAGUUCUGUCCAUCCAGGCUGCCGCCAUCCAGUUCACCAAGGAGCCCAAGUCCCAGGAUGCCUUGCACGGUCGCAGCGCGAUGCUGCGCUGUGAGGUCAGUGAUCCGGUCAACAUCGCGUACAGGUGGUACAUCGAUGACGCGCCGCUGGAGAACAACGACAGGCGCUUCCAGGAGGGCAGCAACCUGAAGUUCACCGCCGUGGAUCGGCAGCUGGACGCAGGGAGCUUCGAGUGCGCCGCAGAAAACCACGCCACAGGAGACGAGCUCCGGUCCACCAAGGCGUCCUUUAAUAUCAAAUGGUUAGAAAGUGGAAAUGUGACUCUGAAGGAGCCAGUUUCAAAAGAUGAGAUAAAGAGCUUGUCGCCCGUCGCUUUGCGCUGCCACAUCGACGGACACCCCCGACCAACAUGCCAGUGGUUCAAAGAUGGAGUGAAGCUGACUGAAGCCAGCCAUCAGAUCAACAACAAGGAGAGGACGCUCACGAUCAAGAGUGCCAGUCCAGACGAUAACGGCCUUUAUUACUGCUGCGCCAAAAACGCAGCCGGCAACGUCUGCAGCAGCACCAACUUCACUCUCAACAUCAUAGAUAAAAGCGUCCCACGGCCGGUGGUCAUUCCUGAGGACCGGAUUGUGGUUAGGAACGCUGCGGCAAUCUUCCACUGCCAGUUCACAGCAGAGCCUGAACCCACGUUGGAGUGGUACCAUGAGGACGAGCUGCUGGCUAACAAGUCACGAGUGGUCCUGCUCUCCAACGGAACUCUGCAGAUCACUCAGGUCAAGCCCAGGAACACGGGGAACUACAGGUGUGUCGGCCGUGGUCUCGGAGGCUCCCAGGUCACGCAGAAGGUCUCUCUCCUCAUAGCAGAGAUCGAAGACAUGAUUCCCAGGAAGUCCAAGGUGUUCACAGCCAACACCCUGCAGAGAGUGACCUGCGGACCCCCUCGGGGACGGCCUGAGCCUGAGGUGUGGUGGGAGAAGAACGGUCAGAGGGUUCCCACGGAGGGCAGAGUUCACCAGGAUGGUCUGGAUCUGGUCUUCAGUCCUGUAGAAGAGCAAGAUUCAGGCACCUACACCUGUGUGGCCUCCAACCUAGGUGGACAGAGGGAACAGGAGGUCUCGUUCACUGUUGCCACUGCUCCAGUGUGGUUAACGAAACCUCAGGACAGCAACUUAGAGGAAGGGAGACCAGGUUACCUCCACUGCCACGCUCAGGCCAACCCUCAGCCGGAGGUCACCUGGCUACGUAACAACAUGAAGAUCACACCUGAGGACUCUCGUUUCAAGUUGUUCCCUAACGGCACCCUGAGGAUCAACAACGUGGAGGUGUACGACGCUCACAUGUACGGCUGUGAAGCCAAGACCGUGGGCGGCUGGCUGUCUGGCAGCGCUCGAGUCAGUGUGCUCGAGAAGCUGAAGUUCACACCGACCCCACAGCCUUCCCAGUGCCUGGAGCUGGAUGAGGAGGUCACCAUCCAGUGUUCCGCUAAAGGUCGAGAGAGCCCGACGAUCCGCUGGACCAAAGCAGACGGAGGAGAGCUGCCGCCUCACGUGGAGCAAAGGAACGGUCAGCUUCAUUUCACUAAAGUCACCCGCAGCGACGCCGGCAACUACACCUGCAUCGCCUCCAACAGCCUGCAGGGGGAGAUCAGAGCCCUGGUGACCCUCACCGUGGCCGUUUACAUUCGCUUCAAAGUAGAACCCGAGAGUACGACGGUGUACCAGGGACACACGGCUGUCCUGCACUGCCAGGCCACCGGCGACCCCGAGCCUCACAUCCACUGGAUGAUCAAAGACAAGGCGCUAGACAUCAGCAGGAACAGGAGGUUCCAGAAGAUGCCCAACGGCUCCUUGAUCGUCACAGAUGUCACCACAGAAGACACGGGCCGGUACACGUGUGUGGCUGGAAACAGCUGCAGCAUCAAGGACCGCGUGGCUCAGCUGUAUGUAGUGGACAAACCAGUGCUGUUUCCGAACGGAGAUGACGACAGGGCUCCUUACAAGAUGAUCCAGACCAUCGGCCUGUCGGUGGGGGCGGCUGUCGCUUACAUCAUCGUGGUGCUGGGUCUCAUGUUCUACUGCAAAAAGAGACGCAACGCCAAAAGGCUGCAGAAGGGUCCGGAUGGCGAGGAGCCUGAGAUGGAGUGUCUUAAUGGAGGCGCCGUUCAGCAAAAUGGCCACACCACCGCCGAGAUCCAGGAGGAGGUGGCGCUCACCAACAUGAACACCAUCUCCACAGCAGAGAAGCGCCACAGCCACACCAACGAUAAGCUCCACUUUCCUCGUGCCAACCUCCAAACCCUCACGACGUUAGGUAAAGGCGAGUUCGGGGAGGUGCUGCUGUCCAAAGCAAAGGGCACCGAUGAGAGCGACACAGAGGCGGUGGUGCUGGUCAAGAGUCUGCAGUCCAGAGACGAACAGCUGCAGCUCGACUUCCGCCGCGAAGCCGAAAUGUUUGCCAAGCUCAGUCACCCCAACGUGGUCCGCCUGUUGGGCCUCUGCAGGGAGGCAGAGCCGCACUACAUGAUCCUGGAGUACUACGACCUGGGAGAUCUGAAGCAGUUCCUGAGAAUUUCCAAAAAUAAAGACGACAAAGUCAAGUCUCAGCCAAUCAGCACCAAGACCAAAGUGUCCAUCUGUGCCCAGGUGGCUCGUGGCAUGGAGCAUCUGUCCAAUCACCGAUUCGUCCACAAAGACCUCGCUGCCAGAAACUGUCUGAUCAGCAGUCAGAGGAGGGUCAAAGUGUCGUCCCUCGGCCUCAGCAAGGACGUCUACAACAGUGAGUACUACCACUACAGACAGGCGUGGAUCCCUCUGCGCUGGCUCCCGAUGGAGUCCGUGUUCGAGGACGACUUCUCCACCAAGUCUGACGUGUGGGCCUUCGGAGUGUUGAUGUGGGAGGUGUUCAGUCACGGAGACAUGCCGUACGGCAAGCUCAGCGACGACGAGGUGCUGGAAGGUCUAAAGAUGGGGAAGCUGAAGCUCCCUGUUCCUGAUGGAUGUCCUUCUAAACUCCAUAAGCUGAUGCUGCGCUGCUGGGCGCCCAGCCUCAAAGAGCGGCCAUCUUUUUCUGACAUCGUCCACGCUCUGGGAGAGCUGCCCUCUGACAGCAAAGUCUGAGAUCAGAGGGGAGCGUUUACAGACCCUGCACCCCCCCAGACGUAAAGACCUAAAUGCUGGAUUACUACAUUUCAGGGAAGAGCGUUGAAGAGGAAACGUUUUUAUAUGCAUUUCAGUUCUGGGAGUGGAAACACUCGCGUGGCUCCGCAGCAUGGAUCAGCUUCGUUGUGAUUCCACUGUUUGCAGCAUCUCUGUCUCAGAGAGGCUUUAGUUUCACCCGCAGUGCCUGCACCUCUUCACACACACACACACACACACACACACACACACACACACACACACAUCAUCAUCAUCAUCAUCAUCUGCAAAGCCCAUUAACAGACAAAACUUAUCAAAUCCUAUAAUUAUCAAAGAAUGUGUGAAGUAGGACCUGAUUUGCUUUGAUCUGCUUCGUUUUUACUCCUCCAUCCUAACUUCUGCGGGGAUCUUUAGCCGCCUCUCCACGAGAAGAGCUGUCGUCCUGUUCGUGACACAAAAACAAACAAAUCCACGUUAUGGUUACACUACAGGAACAAACAAACACAUUUUAUAGCCAAGCAAAUGGCCUUUUUUCAUAAAUGUCUUGUUUUUAUUAUAUUUGAGGUGCUUAUCUGACACCACAGAUGGGUGAGAAACCCCGUUACGUAAACAUCAUCAUGUUAGUUGCAGGAACCGAGCCAAUCAUAUUUAGCCUGGAACGUCCACGGAGGUCCCGUUACGUUUUAUUUUGUUACAAGACGGACCAUCGCGCCAGAUAAACGUGUAAAUAAUGUAGAAGCCAUGCACUAACUUCACUUAAAAGAAUAUCCCUCUUUUGUUUGUUUAGAAGGACAUGCAGGUGCCUGUUUGUUUAUGAUGAAGGUCCUGUUUACGUUUGUCAUGCAUUGUUUAUAAUUGGUACUUUGGUGAAGUUGUUAGGUUGGUGUUCAGUCUGGUACAUAACUGAAUAAACUAACACUAAAUAUAAAAGAGUGACUCGCGGUCACCAGAUAAGUGCCUAGUAAAUGAAGGAUUAUUAUUAACAAUCUCCCUUUUUCACGUUAUCUAAUCGAUGGCCUUUGUUUAUGAGCUGGGUUUUAUGUUUUUAUUGUUUUGGUGUAUGAUGUUUGUGUUUUUUAUAUGAAUGCUAGGCGCUCACACCUAGACUUUGUUUUCUUUCAUCUUUCUUCAGCAGAUGUUCACAGUAAUCAUGGAUAUAUUCAAAAGUAUACAUGCUGCUGUCAAUAAACAUUCACAGUGUUUUUACUCAUCA